Messenger RNA from Rhinichthys klamathensis goyatoka, 931 nucleotides. RefSeq names its product tetraspanin 36 (gene tspan36). The transcript is spliced from 7 exons. Gene Ontology annotation, cellular component: membrane. Bases 97 to 828 code for a protein of 243 amino acids. Gene Ontology annotation, biological process: regulation of vascular endothelial growth factor signaling pathway; protein localization to plasma membrane; protein maturation. Lineage: Eukaryota; Metazoa; Chordata; Actinopteri; Cypriniformes; Leuciscidae. The record is from RefSeq and is a predicted model, not a curated record.
GAGGAAAGAUUACGUCACAAACUCAAAAAAGAAAAAGAAGAACGCCACAAACUAUCCGCAACAUUCCCAGCUUCGACUCAUCACUCAGCAGCAGACAUGGAUUGCGGAAUGAUAACAUCCAAAAGCGUUCUUUUGCUUCUCAGUUUAAUAUUUUGGGGUGCUGGAGUGGCCCUUGCAUAUGUUGGUUCUUAUGUGAUAAAGAGCUACAACAGCUUUGAAGACUUUGUGUCUGAUAAGUACAGCAUCAUCCCAGCAGCCAUUAUAAUCGGUGUGGCUGUGGUCAUGUUUGUCAUCGGAACCGUUGGCUGCUGUGCAACUCUGAGGGAGUCCAAAGUCGGUUUAGGCUUUUUUCUUAUCAUCAUCAUGAUAAUCUUUGCAGCCGAGGUGACCGCUUUUGUGUUUGGCUUCAUCUACAGGGGCAGAAUUAAGGGUGACCUAGAAAAGUCAAUGAAAGACGUCUUCCAAAAGUAUGACGGUCUGAACACUGAAACGCAUGCAGUGGAUUACUUGCAAUCUCAAUUGGAGUGCUGUGGGGUGAAUAACUUCACAGACUGGACUGCAACACCAUGGUUUGGCCAACAUAACAACUCUGUGCCACAUUCCUGCUGUAAAGCAAACAAUACACAAUGUGCAGGUCAACUCACCCAACUUGAUCUUCUGAAUACACAGGGAUGUGAAGCUAAACUGGAGCAGGUGCUUCAGGAUGUGCUUAGUUAUGCAAUGUUGGUCAUCCUGGGAUUUGCCAUCAUAAAGUUUUUUGGGAUGCUCAGCAUUUGUGUCAUCACCUGCCGAAGCAAAAAGAAUGACUAUCAGCCUCUGUAUGCGUGAUAGUAAAAUCUGAAUCCCUCUCUUGGGACAGUCUCUAUUUUCUCAAUACUGUGCAGCUACACACAGCCUCACUGGCACCAUAAAGAACAGAUGUUUGAAGAUG